Molecule: messenger RNA, 643 nt
Organism: Anopheles cruzii
Lineage: Eukaryota; Metazoa; Arthropoda; Insecta; Diptera; Culicidae
Product: galectin-7-like
Exons: 3
Coding region: 95-526 (143 amino acids)
Molecular function (GO): carbohydrate binding; galactoside binding
Source: RefSeq, a predicted model, not a curated record
AUCGGAACAAUGUUUCGAAAAUUUCAGCAAAUAGCACACGAACCUCUGGGCAGUUUGCUAUCAAGCAUCAGCGUCCUUACACACUGCUGAGAACAUGGCACAGCUGCCCGUGUACAAUCCGCCAUCGCCUUUUCUUGGACUACUACCUACAGGACUGGGUCUGUAUCGUAAGAUAACCAUCCGGGGGCGAAUGACACACGACAUGUUCAACAUUAAUCUUCAGUGUGGCCCAAACGUCGACCCCCGUGAUGAUGCGGCGCUCCACAUAAGCAUACGACUCCGGGAAGGCUUGAUCGUGCGCAACACGUACCAGUUCCGAAGUUGGGGUGUUGAGGAACGCUUCGGAGGCUGCCCGGUACAGAAACGGUCGUACUUCGAUGUCACCAUUACGGUGAAACCGGACAGCUAUGGUAUCGCCGUGAACGGGUGCCACUACUGUGACUUCAAUCAUCGCUUACCGUACGCUUCGGUGCGGUUCAUUCAUACGGGUGUUGGUGCACAAGUCGAUGCCAUCAUAACUGAGUAGAAGUAGGACUGCCCGUUCACGUAAAUUGUUCCGAACGUUGUUCAGCGGAUAAGUUAUAUUUUUGCCCGUGUUUUAUGUUCGUGUGUGUGUGUAUGUUCCGGUACAGUAUAAGGAGUA